Messenger RNA from Erinaceus europaeus (western European hedgehog), 1157 nucleotides. RefSeq names its product WAP four-disulfide core domain 3 (gene WFDC3). Gene Ontology annotation, molecular function: peptidase inhibitor activity. Bases 168 to 983 code for a protein of 271 amino acids. NCBI's taxonomy places the organism in Eukaryota, Metazoa, Chordata, Mammalia, Eulipotyphla, Erinaceidae. Gene Ontology annotation, cellular component: extracellular region. The transcript is spliced from 7 exons. The record is from RefSeq and is a predicted model, not a curated record. Gene Ontology annotation, biological process: innate immune response; antibacterial humoral response.
GGAAGCGCGACGCGGCGGGCUGAGUGGUUGCCACGGAAACCGAACGGCAGACGCCCGGGAGAAGACAUCCUGGGGGAAUAUUGCAAAAGAGAGGACACUGAGACAGGGAUUAGGCCAGUUUCCUAGUCCUUCUAUCACUUGAUAUUCUGGACAAGGUGUACAUCAUCAUGUUGAGUUGCCUCUUCUUUCUGAGAGCACUUCUUGUUCUUGGAUUCCUGACAAUCUGGGUGACUGCAAGAGAGUAUGUGAAAGAAGGAGAAUGCCCUGUUGAUAAAAACCCGUGUAAGGACUUGUGCCUGGGGGAUGAAUCAUGUCCAGCUGGACAGAAGUGCUGCAAUACAGGCUGUGGUCAAGUCUGCCGAGGAGGCAUUAUUCCCGGGGGGAAGAAAGGAAUUUGUCCCAGGAUUGUUCGGAAUCAAUCCUGCUUUAAGAGGUGCCUCACUGAUGAGAUGUGUCCAGGUGUAAAGAAAUGCUGUCCAUUUGGCUGCAGCAAGAGCUGUGUCAAUCCUAUCUCUAAACAGAAACCAGAGUUUGGUGGUGAAUGUCCUGAAGACCCUCUUCCAUGUGAGGAGCUCUGUGAUGGGGAUGAGUCCUGUCCCCAGGGGCAUAAAUGUUGCAGCACUGGCUGUGGUCAUGCCUGCCGUGGAGACAUUAAAGAAGGGCGGGCUGGUGAUUGUCCAAACAUUUUGGUGGGCCUGUGCAUUGUCAGCUGCAUUACGGAUGAGAGCUGCCGUUCUGGGGAAAAGUGCUGCAAAUCAGGCUGUGGACGAUUCUGUGCCCCAUCGGUGCUGCCCUCCAAACUGGUCAUUAACCGCAACUGGACCACUAGGCCAAAUUCCGAAUCAGGAAAAAAGGCCACCUGUGAGAGGAGACCCAGCACAUCUCAUUGUACAAACCACUGCUCACCUUUCCAGAAGUGUACCAAAGAAAACACCAUGUGCUGCUCAACCUUCUGUGGAAAUGUCUGUAUGGACAUCUUGUGAAUAAGAAAACAAGCUGUGCUAUUCAUCCAACUCCCCAAUCCCACUGUGUGUGCAAUACUGCCUGAAACGGGAAAAUGAAGUGCCUCAAAGCCUGAGCACAAGAAUAGCAGCAAGAAUGACACCCACAACAUGCUCUCAACUUCUUGUUUCUAUCAAAUAAACCAGCACAAACUC